Molecule: messenger RNA, 1008 nt
Organism: Coregonus sp. 'balchen'
Lineage: Eukaryota; Metazoa; Chordata; Actinopteri; Salmoniformes; Salmonidae
Source: the annotation of a GenBank genome assembly
AUGAUUCGUUCAGAUUUGGAUCUGGUCCGCCCCGACCAAAUGUGUACUUGUUUGGGGCAGGACUCAUUAGAAUAAUACCCAGCAUGCUUUGUAAGUGUUUGUUUUUUACAUUUACAUUUUGGUCAUUCAGCAGACGCUCUUAUCCAGAGCGACUUACAGUCAGUGCAUUCAACUAAGGUAGAUAAACAACAUCAUAGCACAGUCAUAGCAAGAAUAGCAAGUUUUAAAGCUUUUGAAAAAGAUCACAUAAGUGCAUGUGACAAAAUACAUAUAAAUGCAAUCUUGAGUUGGCUCCUUUUUCAUAUAAUAAAGAGGCUUGAAAACGUAUUGUGAUAUAAUGCUUACUUCAUUGAGAAUGUAUAUGCAUAUGAAAGUUGGCCAUAGAAUCAAUGACUGAAAAAAUAAGUAUUUUCAACGUUGGUUAUUGACGUCUUUUCAACAUCUGGAAAAUACGUAUUUUCACCUUUAAUUCAGCACCAAAUAUGCACCCGAUUUCAACGCCCGGAGAAUACGUAUUUUCAACGUCCGGAAAAUACAUAUUUUCACCUUUCAUUCAGUACCUAGAUGUCAAAAAGACAUAUUUUCAAUGUCAUUUUGCUUACUGGGAUCUUACAUCCCUCCCUCCUCCUUUCCCUGCCCCAUAUCUCUCUCCAUUCCUACUUCUUUCUCUCUCCCUACCUCUCUCACUCCCACCCUCUUCCUUCGGCAUGUUUUCCCCUAGUAUGUUCCUAUGGUGAUGGACACUGACCUUUCGCCCUCUCAUCCCCAUGCAGGACUGUUACCAACAGCGGAACAGCAGACACUAGCACCACUCCAGCAAUAGACGCCUCAGACUCAGCUCAGCUUCCUAUUGGCUCGUUGGAUGUCGUGACAAUGACGGACAGAGGGGUGGGCCUAUCCAGCAACGGCAUGGAGGUGGAGAGAGGAUAUGCCUCUGACCUAUCACAGAGUAGUAAAAAUCUGAAUGAGGAAGACAAAGAAAUACUUGAGACCAAAAAUGACCUAUAG